Molecule: messenger RNA, 1341 nt
Organism: Rodentolepis nana
Lineage: Eukaryota; Metazoa; Platyhelminthes; Cestoda; Cyclophyllidea; Hymenolepididae
Source: the annotation of a GenBank genome assembly
AUGACUGGUGAAAUCGCAUCUUUGAAAAUGACAAUCUCUCAGUUAGAAAGUGAACAGAUUGACACGCUAAGGUUGGCUCUUCAUUUUCGAGACCGGUUUAGACAGGUCUACAAGGAAAAUGCAGAUUUGGCUAAAAGAUUUCUAAAAAUAUCAGAGAUGUCCGAAUCAGCUGAACAGAAGUUGGCCAUGGCUGAAAAUGCUCGAAUCCAUGACUUGGAGGAGAUUGAGCUCUUGAAAUCUAGAUUUGCUGAAGAUCUGCGUAAUCAAGAAAUUCAACAACGGGAGAAUUUAAAUCGCGCUCUCAAUCAAUGCGAUGAACGAUUGGAGACCAUCAAGGCUACACUCAUACUGGCCGAAAAGAAAGCGGCUGAUUCAAGUGCAAGAGCUUUACACGCAGAAUCCAAACUAGAAGAUGCUAUGAAGAGGCUUUAUUCUCUUGAAAUGGAAAAUAAACGUCUCAGAGACGAGAAAAACAGACUUGAAGAAGAGAAGAAGAUGUCGCUGCUAACGGCAAACUUUACCUCACGAAAAGCUCUAAAGAGAUUGGCGAUAAUUCAAGAACAGGCAGAUAUGGAUGAAGGCGCAAUGAGAGAAUCAAUCGCUUUGCUUAAAUCUCAGCUUCAAGACACUUUGUUGAGAGCUGAGAAGUGUCAAACUGAGUUGGAACUAUCAAAAGAGGAGCAGAUUCGUCUUUUAAAUCGAGUAAAAUCCCUCGAAACUAUGUCUAGACGGGCUGAAGGUGACCUUGCGACCGCAUCUCAACAACAUGAAGUGGAGAUUAAAGAAAUGGUCACGAUUGCUCAGUCACGAGAGUCACAAUUGACUUCUGCCCUUAAACGGCUAACUCAAAAUCAUGAGAUCGAAAUCGGUCGUGCGGAAGAGAUAAUCACGCAACAAGGCCAACUAAUCGCUAAACUUCGAGAGGAAUGCCGAAGUAAUGUUGAAACUUUCGACAUUAAGCUUUCUCAAAUGGAGGAGAAACACAAAAUUCUACUAUCAGAGAAUAAAAAGGCCAAGGAAAUUUUUACAUCAGUUGAAAAUGAGCGCAACAGAAUGCAUAAUCUUAGCAGGGAACAUCUCAUACAAGUGGAUAAAUUGACAAAAAAAGUUUAUUCACUGGAAGAGCAACUAUCAGAGAAGAAAUUUCAGAUGGGGCAUCAAAAUGCCAAACAGCGAGAUAUUCUGGUGGAUGCAAAAUUGCUCGCGCAACAAAUUAGGCAGCUUCGGAUUUGGAUUACGCAAAAUAUCAAGGAGAAGGACAAUGAGCUUUUUGAAACAGAUUUGUUUGGAUCUUUCGAAGCACAGGAAGCUGCUAAACGAAUUGAAUCGCUUGCAUUAUGA